AUCGGCGGCGGUGGCGGCGGGCGCGCGGUUGGGCGUUCGGUUGCUGAGCAGCGCACGCAGGCGGGGGAGGGGCGCGCGCUGGUGGCCGCCGCGCGGCAGUCGGUGAGGGGCAGCGGGGACCGGCACCGGGCGGCUCCGUGGGGCGAUGUGAGAGCGGCGGCGACGGGCCCUGCCGCGCGCCCCCGGCCGCGCUCCCUUCGCCUCCCCUCGCUCGCGCCGUCCCUGCGGCAGCGGCGGCGGCUCCCGCCGGCCUCCGCGGCCGGGCCCCGCGUUAUGUCGUGAUCCCGGGCGGGCGGCGCUGCUGCUGCUGCUGCCGCCGAUGGGGCUGCUCAGGAUUAUGCUGCCGCCCAAGUUGCAGCUGCUGGCGGUGCUGGUGUUCGGGGUGGCCGUGCUCUUCCUGGAGAACCAGAUCCAGAAGCUGGAGGAGUCCCGCGGCAAGCUGGAAAGGGCUAUUGCAAGACAUGAAGUCAGAGAAAUAGAACAGCGUCAUACAGUAGAUGGCCCCCGACAAGAUGUGACACUGGAUGAAGAAGAUGAUGUGGUGAUUAUUUACAACAGAGUACCUAAGACUGCCAGCACAUCCUUCACAAAUAUUGCCUAUGAUCUUUGUGCGAAGAACAAAUAUCAUGUUCUACAUAUCAAUACAACCAAAAAUAAUCCUGUUAUGUCUCUUCAAGAUCAGGUCCGAUUUGUGAAGAAUGUGACUUCCUGGAAGGAAAUGAAACCAGGAUUUUACCAUGGACAUAUAUCUUAUUUGGACUUUGCGAAAUUUGGUGUUAAAAAGAAACCAAUUUACAUAAAUGUCAUAAGAGAUCCUAUAGAACGACUAGUUUCUUAUUAUUACUUUCUGCGCUUUGGAGAUGAUUACAGACCAGGGCUACGGAGGCGAAAACAGGGAGAUAAAAAGACCUUUGAUGAAUGUGUGGCAGCUGGAGGUUCAGACUGUGCUCCGGAGAAACUCUGGCUUCAAAUUCCAUUCUUCUGUGGCCACAGCUCCGAAUGCUGGAAUGUGGGAAGCAGAUGGGCUUUGGAACAAGCCAAAUACAAUCUGAUUAAUGAAUACUUCCUAGUGGGAGUUACUGAAGAGCUUGAAGACUUUAUCAUGUUAUUGGAGGCAGCUUUGCCCCGGUUCUUCAGGGGUGCCACAGAACUGUACCGUACAGGAAAGAAGUCUCAUCUUAGGAAAACAACUGAGAAAAAACUUCCCACAAAAGAAACUAUUGCCAAGCUACAACAGUCUGAAAUCUGGAAAAUGGAGAACGAGUUCUAUGAAUUUGCACUGGAGCAAUUUCAGUUUGUCAGAGCACACGCAGUUCGGGAAAAAGAUGGAGAAUUGUAUAUUCUGGCUCAAAACUUUUUCUAUGAAAAGAUUUACCCGAAAUCAAACUAAGAACACUAUAUUGUUAGAUUUCUGGACCUAAAUCUUUGGUCACAUCGUCAUCUUAGUCCUCAGCCAUGGAACCUAGAUUGCUUGUAGACCUCCAAGACGUUUCUUUAUAGAUCUGAGGAAAGUGGGCUGUGGAUCACCUCCAGGGCGUUGGAUACUGGCUAACUAUGUUGGUAAUCCAGAAGCAAAAGCUUCAUUUCUUUUAUCUAACUAGUACUUUCGGUGGGACUUAAUAUCCUUUACCUGAAGAAAUCUACACUUUAAUUCGGAGUAAUUAAUACACAGCAGUUCUAGUUGAAAAUAUAAACAAACAAAAAUGCUUCUGUUGAUGCUCUUUUUAAUUUUCAGAGCAAUUUAUUUUCAUUUAUACUUCUGUGAAGAGGAAAUCAUUUUUCCCAGCUUUCAACGUGGAAAUUUUGGUUGUAUACAAUAUGAGUAGUGUUAAUAACUGGUUGACAUCUGUGCUUUGUUUUUGUGAAUCAUGUCACAUGAUAUUAAUUGGGACGGUUAAUCAUGUUCUGCUGAGAAAUGCUGCUGCUGCUGCUGAAACUGCCCAUAUUUAUAUAUGUGGUUUUAUUAAAAAAUUACAACUAAUCAUAAGCGUUAAAACAUCAUUUCCACAUGAACGUUGUAAAAAGUUAAAGAAUCAAAGCAGUGGGGUUUUUGUUUUGUUUUUUAUCCCCACCACCACUGACUGAGGUUGGGAAAACUACAGAGAAAGUUGGUAUUGUCUCCAGUUCUAGUUGAUCUUUACACAGUGGUAUAAAAAUCGUAAAUUCAGUAUUAAGUUUCUCCAUGGAUUCUUUGUAAUAAUUGUAAACUGAGGUAUUGGUGAAUCCAUAUUAUGACUCCAUUAGUGAGCUGUGGUAUGGUUAGGGUUUUCCUACUACUUCGAUACUUUUACCUGUAGAAUAUUUUUACUAAGGUGCUUUAUAACGUGUUUUAAAGCAUUGCAUUUACAAAAGGAGUAAAAUGCUGUAAAUACUGCUUAUUUUAUGUAUUUGGACCAAAAGGUUUAAAGUAACUAGUUUAAAAUGGGUUUUUUGCACCAGUUCUGUUAUGUGUGAAGUGAAAAACAUCACAUCUACUUCCUGGUUUAACUGUUGGACAUUGCGGAAAUGCACCUCAGUGACCUCUCUGACUUCAAUACCAGAAUGUUGUCCAGGGAUUCUCUUUACAGAAAUGUGGUCUUCAUCCUUCUAUCGUGGUAAGAGGACAAGAAGAAAAGUGUCAUGUGUAGUCUGGUUGAGAAAGAUGCAGUGAACUUGAUUGACAUAAUUGUAUUUAUGUAACUGCCUUACGUGACUAUUGUAAAUUUGUGAGUUGCCAUUAUUAACAAUGUGAAACACCUGGUAGAUGAAGUAAAUUGAAAUUUGAGAACAGA
Molecule: messenger RNA, 2771 nt
Organism: Chroicocephalus ridibundus (black-headed gull)
Lineage: Eukaryota; Metazoa; Chordata; Aves; Charadriiformes; Laridae
Gene: HS2ST1
Product: heparan sulfate 2-O-sulfotransferase 1
Exons: 7
Coding region: 320-1390 (356 amino acids)
Cellular component (GO): membrane
Molecular function (GO): heparan sulfate 2-sulfotransferase activity
Source: RefSeq, a predicted model, not a curated record